AACAAGACUCUGCUGCACAAGCGUCUGGCUGUAGAAGAAGGAAGCAUCUGCCUGGAGGUGUUUGAGCCACACAGUCCUGUCUGACGCUGCCAGCCAUGGGGGAUUUAAAUAAAGGGAAGAAGGUGUUUGUCGUGAAAUGCGCCCAGUGUCACACGGUGGAGCAGGGGGGCCGCCACAUGCAGGGCCCAAACCUCAGUGGGAUGUUUGGCAGGAAGACGGGACAGGCACCAGGCUUCUCCUACACGCAGGCGAACAUCGACAAAGGCGUUGUUUGGAAUGAAGAAACUCUGGACGUGUACCUUGAAAAUCCAAAGAAGUACAUCCCGGGCACCAAGAUGCUGUUCAGUGGAAUCAAGAAGAAAAGUGAAAGGGCAGAUCUGAUCGCUUAUUUGAAGGCUGCAACUUCCUGAUCCGCAGGUCCAGACUGCACGAGCAG
Nematolebias whitei (Rio pearlfish) is the source of this 436-nucleotide messenger RNA. RefSeq names its product cytochrome c iso-1/iso-2-like. The transcript is spliced from 3 exons. NCBI's taxonomy places the organism in Eukaryota, Metazoa, Chordata, Actinopteri, Cyprinodontiformes, Rivulidae. Bases 96 to 410 code for a protein of 104 amino acids. Gene Ontology annotation, biological process: mitochondrial electron transport, ubiquinol to cytochrome c; mitochondrial electron transport, cytochrome c to oxygen. Gene Ontology annotation, cellular component: mitochondrial intermembrane space. The record is from RefSeq and is a predicted model, not a curated record. Gene Ontology annotation, molecular function: heme binding; electron transfer activity.